GCAGUCACACUUCCAACUCCUCCAACGCCCACCACGGCUACAGUGAACGUCCGGAUUUUCUGUUGAACAGUAGAACAUAAAUAAAUGCAUGCCAUUUUGUCAUAUUAGAUCUGUGUAGGGUUUUAGAUCCUCCUACUACAGGGAUUUCUAGAAAGCCUCAGAAUAUUGGGGAAAUUGUGCAACCUUAGAUGUGUACCCGAUAAUAUUAUUACAUACAAUUGUAUCUUACCUCGUAAUCUUCAACAAUGCCCAUUCGCUUCAAAGCCAUCAGACGACUGCAAGGUAAGAACAUGAGGUAAGCAGUUUACACCAUAUGCCGGUAUGUGGCCCUUAUUUCUGGGGUGUCAACCAUAUCAUGUACUCUCUUAUGUAUUCAUGAGCACAAAUGACUCGAUUCGCGGCAGUUAGAUUUCGACAGCCACCAUACCUGUAAGGGUUUGAGUCCACUACUUCUGCACUCAUUUUGUCGAUCCUUGGUCUGUGAUGAGGUUGGUUGUUGUCGGCAGGUUCCUCGGCACACAUCGCCGUACAUCGCUUUUGCUUACACUUGAUCAACUCGUUCUCAAGCUCCCUCACUCGCAGCUUCAGUUCUUCGAUCGAGGUCAUGUUUAUUUAAGGAAUAAGCCACACUACUCCGUUGUUCAAGUGUAAAAUGCCUAGAUUGAAAAGCCUCGACAAUUACAUAAAGAUUACAAGCGAUGGGCUAGUACACGUCUACACAGCUCGAAUCAGCUGGCAAUCCGCGUUUGUGUAAAUACAGUCCGGGCAGAAACAAGCUGCGUUGAGUAAAAAAAGUGUCCUAUAAAUACAUGAUCUCUACGGCAUCUAAAAAAUUCGACCAUCGGCCAGUGCGUGCCAUCAGCAAAUCUGUGCAUUUACCGAUCUGUGAAAAGUCACUCUUUGUAGCGACGUUUUACAGAAAACUUCUGACUGCGCAAGGUUUGAUCUGCAAAACACUGACGCUCACCUCAAUUCGACAAUCCAUAUUGUACGAGAUUUGCUAAUUCAUUCAACUUUAUGACUUUGACAAAUAAUUAAUCCACACUGAAAUUAUGGAAGACCAAACAGCAACUCCUGUUCGGGAACAACACAGAUUCAACACUGUCAAUCUUCAGCGAUAUCUGUCCGGAAAGACACGAGGGGUGUCCAACAAUGACAGGUUCACUGUCAGACAAUACAGUGCUGGACAAUCCAACCCCACCUUCCUUAUCCAGACCCCUUCUGACAGCUAUGUCCUGAGAAAGAAACCGCCGGGUAUGCUUCUGCCAGGUGCUCACAAGGUGGACAGGGAGUAUCGAGUGCAGAAGGCCCUGUUCUCUGCUGGGUUCCCAGUACCCCAGCCACUGCUACACUGCACUGACGCGGAGGUGAUCGGAACCGAGUUCUACCUGAUGGAGCAUGUACAGGGGCGUAUAUUCCAGGACCUGAGGCUCCCAGGGGUGAGUGCAGCGGAGAGGGCAGCCCUGUAUGUGUCUGCAGUGGAGGUUCUGGCCCGUCUUCACUCCCUGGACCUAACCACCGUGGACCUAGACGGGUACGGGAGAGGGCCUGGCUACUGCAAGAGACAGGUGUCUACGUGGACAAAGCAAUACAGAGCAGCUGCCCACAAAGAAAUUCCAGCUAUGGAUAAGCUUUCUGAUUGGCUGUUGAGCAACCUGCCCACCAAUGAUAAUGAAGUGGCCCUUGUCCAUGGCGACUUUCGAGUGGACAACCUGAUUUUCCAUCCUACUGAGGCUCGUGUGGUGGCUGUGUUGGACUGGGAGCUCUCCACCACGGGCCAGCCAAUGGCAGACCUGGCCUACUUCCUGAUGCCCCACUAUUUGCCCAGCAGCCUCAGCCUCCUCAGCUGCAUGGGCAGCCUGAGGGGUGUGGAGGGUAUACCUUCUCCUGAGGACCUGAUCUCCAUCUACUGCCGGUGCCGAGAGAUCCCAUCUUCUCUGCAUCAGCUCAACUUCUACCUGGCCCUCUCUGUCUUUAAGAUGGCAGGGAUCGCUCAGGGGAUCUAUGCACGCCACCUCCUGGGCAAUGCCAGUGCUCCCAAUGCUGCCCAGUUUGGCCAGAGUGUGGAGCCGUUGGCCCAGGUUGGGCUGCAGAUUGCAGAGAAGUCGGUCCCUGCCGAUGCCAGACUGUUCCUCCAGACUGCUAAAGGCCAGGCUGUCCACCAGCAGGUCACAGAGUUCAUGAAACAACACGUGCUUCCUGCUCAGCAGGAAGUCGCAGAGUACUACUCUAAACACGCCCACUCGCCCCAGAGAUGGCACACCCCCCAGGUGAUAGAGGAUUUGAAGGCGAAGGCCAGGGAGGCGGGGCUGUGGAACCUCUUCCUGCCAGCAGUAAGCGGUCUCAGUCAGCUAGACUACGCCCACAUCGCAGAGGAAACGGGACGAUGCCUCUACGCCCCCGACCUCUUCAACUGCCAGGCCCCUGACACGGGGAACAUGGAGGUCCUCCACAUGUUUGGUACUGAGGAGCAGAAGAGAGAGUGGCUCCAGCCCCUGCUCAGUGGACAGAUCCGCUCCUGCUUCUGUAUGACAGAGCCUGAUGUGGCCUCCAGUGACGCCACCAACAUGGAGUGUACCCUUCAGAGGGACCGGGACCAUUACGUCAUCCACGGGAGGAAGUGGUGGAGCAGCGGUGCUGGUAACCCAAAGUGCAAGGUGGCUAUCGUGAUGUGCAAGAGCACGUCGAAUAACACUCAAAACAGACACGGUCAGCACAGUAUGAUCCUGGUCCCACUGGACACCCCUGGUGUGAACGUGAUCAGACCGUUGACCGUAUUUGGACAGGACGAUGCCAUUCACGGCGGACAUUUUGAGAUCCACUUUGACAACGUGCGUGUGCCUGCUUCCAACAUUCUUUUGGGUGAGGGCCGAGGCUUUGAGAUAGCCCAGGGUCGUCUAGGUCCUGGCAGACUGCACCACUGUAUGAGGGCCGUAGGAUCUGCUGAAUGGGCACUGGAGCUGCUGUGCCAACGUGCUGCGCAUAGACAAACCUUUGGCAAGAAACUCUACCAGCAUGAGGUUGUGGCCCACUGGAUAGCAGAGUGUCGCCUGGCAAUAGACCAGGCUCGCCUACUGACCCUGCAUGCUGCUCACGCUCUGGACACACUGGGCAGCAGGAGCGCCCGGAAACAGAUUGCCAUGAUCAAGGUGGUUGCUGGCAGGAUGGUGUGUAAGGUAGUGGACACUGCCAUCCAGGUGUAUGGGGGUGCGGGUGUAUCUGGAGACUUCCCCCUCGCUCAGAUGUAUGCGUACGCCAGGACUCUGCGCAUAGCAGACGGGCCAGACGAGGUGCACAUGUCGUCCAUCGCCCAUUUGGAGCUCAGGGACCAGAUGAGGAAAGCCCAGGCCAAGCUGUGAGGUCUUGCAGGGGUUAACAGGAUGGGUUAACACACAGGCAGACCUCAGACAGACCGCAGGGGUAACUGAAGGGUUAAUAGAGGUUUUAAUUAACACAGAUUAAUAGUGCCGUGAAGGAGCUUCAUCUGUCACGGGAGCUACGGGCGAUUGAUUGACAGGCCAGUCUCGCCUACAAGUCACUGUGGGUGCCAAUCGUAGAUCUCCACAUACAGAGAUUCUGAGAUUUGCAUAUCUAAAAGAUGAUCAUGAUCAACUCUUGUUCUGCCUUAAUGUGAUUGUGGGGGAAUAGCAGUCUACUGUAUUAUGGUAUGAAGAUCAGGUAGAACAAGUGUUGUCUGCUGGACUACAGAUGACGCUAACAAAAUGGGGUAUCGUGUUGUUCGAUUCAAUAAAAUGGAGUAAUUUACAACUAAAAUGACAUACACUGCCUUAAUAUGCUCAUAAGAUAUGUAAAUAAAGAUUUGGAUAUGUGGUAAAUCGCA
Molecule: messenger RNA, 3841 nt
Organism: Salvelinus namaycush (lake trout)
Lineage: Eukaryota; Metazoa; Chordata; Actinopteri; Salmoniformes; Salmonidae
Gene: acad11
Product: acyl-CoA dehydrogenase family, member 11
Exons: 20
Coding region: 1053-3359 (768 amino acids)
Cellular component (GO): mitochondrion
Molecular function (GO): flavin adenine dinucleotide binding; oxidoreductase activity, acting on the CH-CH group of donors
Source: RefSeq, a predicted model, not a curated record